Hyphopichia burtonii NRRL Y-1933 is the source of this 546-nucleotide messenger RNA. RefSeq lists its product as uncharacterized. The record is from RefSeq and is a predicted model, not a curated record. NCBI's taxonomy places the organism in Eukaryota, Fungi, Ascomycota, Pichiomycetes, Serinales, Debaryomycetaceae. Bases 1 to 546 code for a protein of 181 amino acids. The transcript has a single exon.
AUGUGGCCUUUUACUUCAGACAAGGGGAAGGACACUUCCGAAAUCACCAAGGAGCUUCCCGAGCAUUUGCAAGGUUUUUUCGAAGAGAAAAACCCCGACCGUAAGCUUGAAGGAGCCCACGAAGUUUCUCCCCAUCAGAAUAGAGUAAAUCAAGUUUUAUACCAACAUGAAAAGACCAAUCCUGAUUAUUCAUACCAGUUUGAUAAUUAUAAAAGAGCAGAGUCGGCGAAGAAGGUUGUUGGGAUAAAUUGUGCAGAAUUACAACAAAAAGUUCACGAGUGUUUAAGAGGUUGGUCCUUCACCGAGGCCAAUCACUGUAAUGAAGAAAUCAAAUUAUCAAUGGAAUGCAUGAAGAUUCAAAAAGAAGGAUUGAAAAAAUUAUAUUACGACGACUGCUAUAACGAAAAACAAUGCCAACAAAUCAGAAGAGUCAUUGAUCAAUUAUUUGUUAAGAAUUUCGGUCAAUUUGGCGACCAAGUGAAUGAAGAAAACCAAUCGAAAUUUAAUAAUGACAUUAAUGGUGUUUUUUAUAAAAUCUGGAGGUGA